CUUACUUAACAAAGGUCUCGCUUAGCAAUGGAAACUUUGGGCUCAAUUAUGAUCGUAAGUCGAGGACUACCUAUAUAAGCACAGUCAUGGCUUCAUUUACUGACGGUUUUGCUUAAGGACUUACUUGCCAGUCCCAAUUGUGGUCACUAAUUAAGGACUACUUGUACAUGUAAAAUACAUCCAAGUAGCCAUUGGAUAUUCUGGAUUUGCUUGUUCACUGAAUGGCCAUCUGAUUCACUUAACAACUGCCAUGAUUCACUUUACAACCAUUGCAAAAAUGGUUGUAAAAUCUAGUCCAUCCAGGUGAUGCCUCAGCUUAAUACUGCGAUAACUGAUAACUAGAAUUCCAUGCUCCAUUGUGACUGCAUGACAAGGAUUACCUAUAAUAAUAUUUAUGUUGAUUGAUUUUAUCAUCUUUAUAGCCUCUUUUUCAGCCAUGUAAGAAAACACACGACUUUCUCCCUGUUGCUUGUGUUAUCUGCAUAACAAAUGUGUGGGGAGGGGCAUAGGGGGAGAGGAUGUGUCCGAUUCAAGAUCAUCCAACAAGGUUCAUGGCUGAGUGUGGAUUUGAACUCAAAAUAAUAUUCCAUCUGUGAAGGGAUGCUCUGGGUUCGGUAAUGUAAUCACAAAGCAGGCCACCCACAUGAUCAACCCAGUUUUAUGGCAUUUUUAUGGUGGUCGUUAAGGAAAUGCCAUGGUCAUAAAGAGAAUCCAUUGUUUGCUGUAGGGUAUUUUUGCCAAAACCCAGACAUAAAUGGCGGUUUGCAUCAAAAACAUCACACAAUGCAGUUGUGUGAUUCUGGUGCUGCAAACAGCCAUAAAUGUGGACUUGUGGACUGGUUGGCGAGUGUCUGAAAUGCAGUCAGGCAAUUGUGGGGAAGGAGGGAGGGGAAUUGGCUGUUAGAAUUUUGGAAUUCUAUCAAGAGUCACCUUGGGGAGGUCUGUCAUAGCUUCAAAUGGUAACUAAACAACUGGUCAUAAAUGCAGGAUCAUCUUUACCUACAGAGGUGAUGGGUUCUCCAUCUCUGGAGGUCCUUGACAGCCACGCCUCCAGAGAAAGUUGAAUUAUGUUUCCAGCACAUUGCAGAAGAUUGGAUUGGGUAAUCCUUGUGGUCCCUUCCAACUUCACAGUUCUAUGAUUCGAGUCUACUUUUUGCGAUCCUGGUUUGGUUCUGCACAAUACUUGGCAUUAGAUAUGCCCUGGGAAUAUUCCCAGAGGGAAGAUGAAAAACGCAGAAUAUAAACAGGCAGAAGAGUAAAUAAACACUGGCCCAGGUUUGGAGCAGAGUUCAACCCUCACAUUUGUCUCUGGGACCAGAGUUACAGGCAUCUAAUUCCACACUGAUUGUGUUCACACGGCAUGCCAUGUUUUAGUAGUUAAGUUUUAAUAGUUUAGCAUUUGCUGCACAGCGGGUCUGCCCUCUUAAUUUAUGGCUCAGUGCUUUGAACAGAGGGGAUGGUUUCAUUCAGGAACCAGGUUAAGUGGGUUGUGUGAAUGCAGCCAUUCUCAUGCUAGGCAUGUGUAGGGCUCCUUUCUCACACACACCCUCCCCAGUUAAAAGCAGCCUCCCUUCCAAUCCCCUGGAUCUUUGAAAGGCAAGGCCCUUCGCCAGGAUUACAGAUUAUGCUUCUGCUGUUUUCUUUGGCAGGGAAUAAAUUCCGUCUGCGGGCAGGAAAUGGUUAAGUGAAGCCUGACACCCUUCUCCCCACCCACCCCCUUUGUUUCCUCUAAGCAACACCCAGGUGCCCUCAGCCAAUGGCUGGACGGCGUAACUCGAGCUCUCCUUGGAGGGGGGGGACUCCAGUUGUGCCUUUCAAGGCUCCAGAAAAAAACUUUCCAGACCCCCCCCCCUCUCUUUUUCUGAUAAUCACCAGUUUCUGUCUAGUUGUCUUUCCCACCCCUCUCUGCCAACAGGAUUCCCUGCCUUUGGAAAAACCGAAUCGUCUUGUACCUGCAAAGCUCCUUUCUUGUAUCUUCAAAGCGCCAUUCGGGAGCCAAAUUUUCCCUCCAGGCUUUUUCUUUUUCCAAGCUUUUAACCAUUCUUUGAAUUCUCGUCCUUUGAACUUUGCGCACUGUGGCCUGUCCCACCUUUGUUUUCUCUCCUACUCUUAAAACCCCUUCCUGGGUUGAGCCUACAGCCAUCCUCUCCUGUGCUGCUGGCACCCGAACUUUUCCCUUAGUUGGUUCGUUCAUCCUUCCCUUCCCCGCCAGCUGCAACAGUUCUCUCCUCUUUGUCCAAAACCAUCAGGAUGUGGUCUGCAACCCUUUACCUUCUGGAUCAUGGUUGGUCUUGCUUGCUAUGACAAACCUAGGUUUUCCUCACAUGCUGCUGGCGGCUGUUUCAUCCAGACAAAAUGUUGAGUCCCACGUACAAGCAACGCAAUGAAGACUUCCGCAGGAUCUUCAAAGGCUUGCCUGAAGCUGAGCGUCUUCUUGUAGAUUACUCCUGUGCGUUGCAGCGUGACAUCCUCCUUCAAGGUCGGCUUUAUCUAUCGGAAAACUGGAUCUGCUUUUACAGCAACAUCUUUCGAUGGGAGACCACGAUCUCCAUCCAGCUCAAGGAGGUGAUAUGCAUCAAGAAGGAAAAAACUGCCAAGCUGAUCCCCAACGCAAUUCAGAUUUGCACAGAGUCCGAGAAGCAUUUCUUCACAUCCUUCGGCGCCCGUGACCGAUGCUUCAUGCUAAUUUUUCGCCUUUGGCAGAAUGCACUUCUGGACAAGACGUUGCCCCCACGAGAACUCUGGCACAUUGUCCAUCAAUGCUACGGUUCUGAACUUGGCUUGACCAGCGAAGAUGAUGAUUACGUUUCUCCCAUUGAUGAUCUCAACGGUUUGGGAAGCCACAAAGAAAUUGGAGAUGAUAUCGACCUGACUGAGCUGGCUUCCCGCUGCAGCACUGACCUCAAGCUGUUCACCAGUCCCUUGCUGGACAAAAGGGACACCAGUCACAGCAUCAGCUCGCUGGCCAGCAGCAGUGAUGGGACCACAUCGGUGAGGAUAGGGGAUUCAGAAGACAGCUGGAAUGUCACGAAGCUGGCGGAAGAUCCGGAGGAUAACACUGAUAGCCAAAUGGAUGCUUCAUCUAGCCACACAGUGACCUCAGCCACAGAGCCCCCUCCAGAUGAAUUGUUGCAAGGGCCUGCUGUGUCCCCCCCGGAGGGGGACCCACCUCCCAGUGAAGAGCUCCCCACCGACAUGAGCAAUUCCUCCUCUUCCACGCAAGAUGAAGCUGAAGUGGAAGCCUUCUUCAGAGACUUGCCAGGGCGGCUCCUGAUCAACGCCGUGUAUCAUGUUGGUGCUGAGAGGCUGCAGCAAAUGCUUUUCAGCGACUCCCAGUUCAUACACAGCUUUUUGGAUCAACGCAAGUUCACAGAUGUUGCACUGAGUUCAUGGAGCGGAGACAGCAAGUGUCACCAAAGCCGCGUCAUUACCUACACCAUCCCUAUCAGUAACCCUUUGGGCCCCAAGGUUGCACCGGUGGUAGAGACCCAGACUCUUUUCCGUGCCAGUUCCAAGAAUGGAGGCUGUGUAGUGGACUCAGAAGUGGUCACUCAGGGUAUCCCUUACCAGGAUUACUUCUACACUGUGCAUCGGUACUGCAUCACCACCGUAGCCAAAAGCAAGGCCAGGCUCAGAGUCUCCUCUGAAAUCCGGUAUCGGAAGCAGCCAUGGACCCUUGUGAAGACUUUCAUUGAAAAAAAUGCAUGGAGCGGUGUUGAAGAAUACUUCCAGCAUUUGGAACUGGCACUGGUGCAAGCAGAAAAGGCUCUGCUAGAGGACAGCUGCCAUGGCAAAGAACCCCGGGGUCUCAUGUCUGGAUUGCGUCGCAGGAAACGGACCCUGAGCUGGAGAGCUCCCCAUGUUGAAGCCCCAAUGCCCACACUACCCGAUAGUGAAGGUGCAUCGCGAACUGUUCGCCCUUCAGGCAGCCUGACCUCACGUCUUUCAGAACAACUCCUGGAGCCAGGACAGGGACAGACCGUCUCCACCGUGAUCCUUGUCAUCAGUCUGGUGAUCUGUGUGAGUCUCUUAGUUCUGGUCAUCCUCAACAUGAUGCUGUUCUACCGGCUAUGGUCUCUGGAGCACACAGCCCGAACUGUGGAGUCAUGGCAGACUUAUGCACUCUCCAAUGGGAAACUUCCACAGACAGCCUCGGAAUGGGCAGAGAUUCUGGAGUUGCAAAAACAGUUCCAUAGUGUGGAGGUGCAAAAGUGGAAACAGAUCCUGAAGGCAUCAGUGGAACUUCUGGAUGAGAUGAAACUCUCCCUGGAGAAGUUGCAGCAAGGCAUCAUGGUGGCAGAGCCACCGUUGGAACCGGAGUGAAGCCACAGCAUCUCCCUCUCUCUCUUUUGAGGAGGUUGCUGAGUUACCAGAAAGAAGACUCCUGAGAUCCAUCUCAGAAACUGUUGAACCAGUGGUGUGAGCAUCCUGUGGGAGGAGACAGCACUGUGCUUCUCACCGGAUCCACCACCUGGACAUUAUCCUCAAGAGUGCCACUGGUAGCGAUGGAUCUCUUGGUGGAAACCGUUUCGCCGGGAACAUCUCCCUUGGAUCACUCUUCCUGGGAUUGUUCCUGUAGGGACUUCUCUUCAUCCCUUUCCCACUUCAGUGGUAUUUAUAUUGCAUCCAGGACCCCCAAGAAUCCUUGAUUUCCCUGUAUCCUGGCACCGGUUCUUUUUUCCAGCUAUUGUUUGGGGAGGGAGGAGGGUGGGAUCAGUUUUGGGCGGGGGAUGGCCUCUGGAGCGGGGAUCUAUCUUUUGCACUGAAACUUCACUCAAUAGCUAAGAUAGCCUAAUGGAGGGCAGCAAAGAACCAAGUUCUGCCAUUCCCUCCCUUCCUUUCCUUUCCUCUUCUUUCCUUUCCUUUCCUUUCCUCCCUCUCUCUCUCUCUCACACACACACACAUACACAUGCACAAGCGACCAUGAACAGAGCUGUGGUGGCACAGUGGUUAGAAUGCAGUAAUGCAGCUAAUUCUCCUGACUGCCUACUGACCAACUCAAGGUUGACUCAGCCUUCCAUCCUUCCGAGGUCGGUAAAAUGAGGACCCAGAUUGUUGGGGGCAAGAGGCUGACUCUGUAAACCACUUAGAGGGGGCCGUAAAGCCCUGUGAAGUGGUAUAUAAGUCUAAGUGCUAUUGCUGUUGCUCUUGAUGGUGGGGUGAAAGCAAUUCAGAGGCUCCAAGAGGGUUCAUUCCUUCUUCAGCUCUCUUCCCUGCUGCUCCCUUGCCCUGUCUUUCCUGCCAUUGGUGGGUAGAUUGUCAGCGUUCUUCAAAGGGAUCUUCCCAACCAAUUACCUCCGACAGGGUAAAGCAUUUUCAGCCCCGCAUUUUCACACACACAAAAAUCAGGGGGGCUGGACUACAGCAUCUUCUUGUUGAUGGCAUCUGUUAUCACAGAAAACUUUCUGAACAAGGGGUCACCCUUGAAGUGUCCCUGGAACUUCGAAAGAUACAUACACCAGCACUUCUGUAUACACACAUAUAGAUGCUGGAAUCCAGUUCAGUCCUUUUCUGAGUAGCAUCUGACUUCUGAAAGUAUCAUCUGAGCCCUGCUCACUUCGACUGUGUUUACGCAACACUAAAUCCCAAUGUCUGAUGAAAAAGCACACCUGUCUUCCCACUGUGCAUAGUCAGUCAUCAGCUUAAUGCAGGGUUUCUAACCUUCACCAUUUUUAGAUCUCUGGACUUCAACUCCCACAAUUCCUCAACCAGCAUGGGGAAUUUUGGGAGUUGAAGUCCAGACAUCUUAAUAUUGCUAAGACUGAAAAACGACAACCUACUGUGUGGUAAUCUGGAACAGAAAUAGUCACCAUUUGAGGUUUAUUGAAAAUGGACUUUGUAGCCAAGGCAGGUUACAGGUUUAUGUAUUCCGUAACCUCCAAUGGUGCAGCUUUUUUUCUGAAUGUGGAAAACACUUUAAAACUCUGUUAACAAAUGGUAUAUAGCUAUUGAGAGAAUGGGUAAAGUGCUAACGUUUGUUCUCGUUCACCAGGCAUUUCGUUUGGUGUGCCAGGCAAACCAAGAUAAUUUAGUACAUAAUGCUCCAAAUGGUGCUUUUUAGGGAAUGUUGUAUCUGGGUGCAGUCAAGGUGGUUCCAUUUGGGUUUUAUUUUUUUAAACCCUGUGCAGCAUGCCAUGUGUGCCACAUGGGAGACUCUCACAUCAGCCUCGUGGAUAACAGCAGCUGGGCCUUGCCUUCCCACAAAGAAGCUGUAUUGUCCACUAUAAAGUGAAGUUUCACUGCCAAUCUUGGCCUCUUAAGCCCUUCAAAUAUACUGCCAGGGGCAGGGAGGGGGCAUUAAAUCUGCCCCCUCCUGGAGAGGGGGUUAUGUGUCUGUCAGCUCUGUGUUCCCUUUCCCCAAAAACCUGGGAGACCCAGGUAUCAGACCCUCUCCCUUUUUUACCCUUCUCCCAUUAAAAUUG
Crotalus tigris (Tiger rattlesnake) is the source of this 6422-nucleotide messenger RNA. RefSeq names its product GRAM domain containing 1A (gene GRAMD1A). Gene Ontology annotation, molecular function: sterol transfer activity; sterol binding. The transcript is spliced from 18 exons. Gene Ontology annotation, cellular component: endoplasmic reticulum-plasma membrane contact site; plasma membrane; endoplasmic reticulum membrane. Lineage: Eukaryota; Metazoa; Chordata; Lepidosauria; Squamata; Viperidae. Gene Ontology annotation, biological process: intracellular sterol transport. The coding region runs from base 2356 to 4323 and encodes 655 amino acids. The record is from RefSeq and is a predicted model, not a curated record.